Messenger RNA from Monodelphis domestica (gray short-tailed opossum), 1896 nucleotides. RefSeq names its product COMM domain containing 10 (gene COMMD10). Lineage: Eukaryota; Metazoa; Chordata; Mammalia; Didelphimorphia; Didelphidae. The record is from RefSeq and is a predicted model, not a curated record.
CGUCCAGUUCCUGGCUCUUCAUUGGCUAGGAGAGAAGCAGCUGACAGGAGUCGGUGGCCAAGCAGCGGAGUGGAAGAGGAUGGCUUUCCCCGCCGGGACCCAGUUGAUUCUCCCCGAGACUCCCAGCAUGAAAAAAGCAGUGUCUCUCGUUAAUGCAGUAGAUACUGGAAGAUUUCCUCGAUUGCUCACUCGAAUUCUUCAGAAACUACACUUAAAGACUGAGAACAGUUUCAGUGAAGAGGAAGAAGAAAAACUGCAAGUUGCCUUUUCACUAGAGAAACAAGAUCUUCACCUGGUUCUUGAAACAAUAUCAUUUAUUUUGGAGCAGGCUGUUUAUCACAAUGCGAAACCAGUAGUCCUGCAGCAACAAUUAGAGAACGUUCAUCUCAGUCAAGACAAAGCUGAAGCAUUUGCCAAUGCUUGGGCUAGUAUGGGUCAAGAGACCGUCGAAAAGUUCCGACAGAGGAUCUUGGCUCCCCAAAAGCUUGAGACAAUUGGAUGGAAGCUUAACCUUCAAAUGGCUCAGUCUAAUCAAGCAAAGCUGAAAUCUCCUCAAGCUGUGUUAGAACUUGGAGUGAGCAAUGAAGAUUCAAAGUUCGUUUUACAGAUAAGGAAACUGAGGCAAACAGGAUGAAAUGACUUGCCCAAGUGUCACACAGCUGGCAUCUGAUGCCUGAUUUGAACUCAGGAAGAUGAAUCUUCCUGACUCUAGGCCUGGUGCUCUAUUCACUGUGCCACCUACUAAACACAGAACCUGGCACAUAAUCACCAUUUAAUAAAUGUUUGCUGAAUGUGUGAAUAAAGUGAACGUGAUAGAAAAUACUGUGUUUUUUGGUGUCUGCUGAACGUUGCUCCCAAUUUCAGUGCCCUAUUCUAAGUAAAAUGUUGGGAAGCCUUUAUAAUUAGGACUAUUCGACAAAGGUGUGGAAGUAUGGUUAUACAAACAAGAUAAAUUAAUGAGAAUAAUCAAGGUACAGAUGGUAGGGAUGGGUGCAUUUGUUUUUGUGAAUUCCACAUUUGCACAGGAAAUUAAAGUAUCAUGUGCAUACAAAUUGCAAUUCAUGGUCACAUUUGCACAGGGAUAUCACAGUAUUUUAUCACAGUUAUGGUAGAGUUCUGGGUACAUUUAAUGGAUUAACAUAUCACCUUAUAGCUUGUCUUAUUUAUUGAUGCAGAACAACCUUAACAAACCCCCCUGAAAACGUCUCCCUAUUGUGGGAAGAGGGAUAGAAUGGGCACGUCACUAAAAUAUGUAAAACGUGUCUUCCUAGUUGAAUUUUGGAUGAUAUAUUACACAUAUACAUUCUCUAAUGCAAACCCACAAUGGAAAUAUGGCAGCGAAUAGAAUUUGCCUUUUAUUGUGUUAAUAAAACAGACCAUUAAUUAUAUAUGUUCUGGGUGGUGGCAUUUUUAUCUUUUUCUUUUGUUUAACAUUAAAAAAUGAUUGCUUGCUUCAAAAGUAGAUGUGCUUUAAACAAUAAUCAGCUGUUGUAAGCACAUUCAUCAUUUUGAAUAACUUCUUUUUACUUACCUCCUUUCAUAUUGAACAGAAACCCCCACCAAAGGCAUGAACGGCCUGAGGUAACGGAGGCUGAAUGGCACUAACUGAAUAGCAGAGCCCUAGUCAGGGAGGGACCUGUAGGUAUCCUUUGCUUUGGCCUUCUGACUCAUGGGAGGGAAUCUGUAGUCCUCAGACUUUGACUUCUUACUGAGGGAAAAGAAGCCUUUGAGGAUUAGGAAUUAGAGUGAAGCUGCUGCUGUCAUCACCGAUCUUGGCGAGGUUCUAGUCUGGAGGCUGUUCACUCGCCGUCCAUGAUGGUCCCAGGCCCUUCUUUCUUCCAGAGCUUUGGUUUGAGCUCUUGGGAGGGGGUACCGCACUGGUGCCAGCCCCCCCCC